Aspergillus homomorphus CBS 101889 is the source of this 966-nucleotide messenger RNA. RefSeq lists its product as uncharacterized. The record is from RefSeq and is a predicted model, not a curated record. NCBI's taxonomy places the organism in Eukaryota, Fungi, Ascomycota, Eurotiomycetes, Eurotiales, Aspergillaceae. The transcript is spliced from 2 exons. The coding region runs from base 1 to 966 and encodes 321 amino acids.
AUGGUACACCCAAUGAGCUCAGCGGUUGAAUAUAACCAACCAGCUAUAUGUCCUUACGAACUAUCAAGGAUGGUCAACAUCACAGUCGGAAAUAAGAAGUAUCUGCUUCCAGAAACCUAUAUCCCGAAACACUCACUUUCGGAUGCAAGGCAAUCUCAGAGCCGUAUUUUGCUUGCUGAUGUCGACGCGGAUAUUGGCCAUACUAUUCUACAUUUCCUGUACAAGGGAGAAUAUGAAACAAUCGCAUAUCCAGGAACGCAAUCAGAUACAUCUCGCGUUGAGCUCGAAUACAGAAGAAGCCUUCAGGUCUAUUAUGCUUCCCGAAAGUACAAAAUACACGGCCUUGAGCUACUUGCCCGGAAUCACAUCAGGACUUUUGGUGACUUUCUGUCAAUUUCCCAGCUCCUCCAAGGAGCUAAAUUAAUAUACGCUAAGCUUCCUGAGGAUGAACAAUGGUUUCAUGACUAUCUAAGUUCUAAACUAUCUAUCACCAUUGCGAAAGAUGAGGCGACAUUCCAACAGAAUGAAUUCUAUGACGAGGUUAUGGGUGAUGCGGUGUUCAGCAAAGCCGUGAUGAAAAUCGUUGUCAAAGAGCUUACCCUGAAAUCAUCAGAAUUGCAAAAACCCCCUGAAAGUACCGGCAGCGGCAACGGCCCCACCGAGGCUUGUUGUGGAAAGAUUUUCUCAGAAUCACAAUAUAGGACAACCAAAGAAAACAAUGGAGAUUUGCGCCCUGACGUUCCAUCUGGACAAGAUCAUGUCGCGAAGGCUCAAUUCACUUUCGAUGAACAGCGACCAUGUGGAAAGUCACCAAUCGAGGUCGUACGACUUGAGAGCGAAAAGACCAUUUCGAAGGCCCGCUAUUCUCAAGAAUGGGAUGAUGACUGGGAUUGCACUUUGGCGGUCCCGAGCAAGAACAAGCAAAUGAAGCGGUCAGCUCAGAAACCUGAGAGCAGACAUGUAUAA